This is a messenger RNA of Naegleria fowleri, 1422 nucleotides long. RefSeq lists its product as uncharacterized. Lineage: Eukaryota; Heterolobosea; Eutetramitea; Acrasida; Naegleriidae. The transcript has 4 exons. Gene Ontology annotation, biological process: activation of GTPase activity. Gene Ontology annotation, molecular function: GTPase activator activity. The record is from RefSeq and is a predicted model, not a curated record. Bases 1 to 1422 code for a protein of 473 amino acids.
AUGGAAAACAAACGACUACGAAGGACGCUCACCAACGAUCAAAUGUUUUGGGACGAAGAGAAACUAGACAUGAAAUCGGAGCCAAUUCCUCCGCUUCUUUGUGAUGAUGGAGGAGGAGUGAGGCUUCCAUCGAGUGCGGAUGUUUCCUUUCAACAAAUUUUGCAAAUGGCGAACGUGAAUGAACCGAAUGUGGAGUUGUGUUUGGAUUUGUUGAGAGAGAAGAUUGUUUUGGACGGUUUACCGAAAGAAACAUUGAAACACAAAAACUCAGUGUUACUAGGAAAAUAUAAGGAAAAGUGUGAGGCCUGUACUUUACAAUUUAUGAUUGAAAAAUGUGAUUAUGAGAAGGUAAUACAAUGCGAGGAAAAGUUGAGAAAGGCCUACUCGGAGAAGGAACAUUCUGAAGAAACAUUGAAAUUCCUUCAAAAUGAUUUGUUGGAUGCCAUCAAAAAUUUUGAAACAAAACGAUUCAUGUACGAAGAUGAAUGGGAUGAAGAGUCUGAAAUGGAUUAUUCAGAUUGUAUCGAGUGUAAGAAAACAUUUCGAGAGAAUAGUAUUCGUAGAAAAGUAUGGCUAGCACUGCUGAGAAUUAAACUAGUAGAUUUAGAUCACUACAUUACAUUGGUAGCUCAAGGGUCACAAGCGGAAGAUUAUGGCAGCUUGUUGAAAGAUAUUGAUCGUACAAUUGGCUAUUUCCCUCAUUUGGUGAGUGGAAAAAUUACGAAAAAAAGACAAAAGCUUCUCAAAGAAGAAUUGUUCAAAAAGAUGAAAAGAAUUAUCAACAGUUUUUUACUGACUCAUGGAGAUCGCUAUUCGUUCAUUCAGGGAAUGACAGUAUUUUGCUCUUUAUUAUUGCUUCACAUGAGCGAAAUUGAAGCAUACUAUUGUUUCGAUCGAUUAUGCACAAAAGUAUUUCCAACCUACAUUAAUCCAAAAAAUAGAUCUUUACAAAAUGCAUCUGUGAAUGGUAUGGAAGGAGUAUAUGCCGCUUGCAAUUUGGUGGACAAAUUAAUACAAAUCGACGAUCCAGAAUUGUUCAAAUUAUUUCAGCAGAACAAAGUAACGGCAAGAUUUUGGGCAUUUAAGUACAUUUCUGUAUUCAUGUGCAGUGUGAUGGACAUUCAAAUCGCCACAGUGUAUUGGGAUUUCUUCUUAUCGACCGGUUUUCAUAUGGUUGUUUUGUGUGUCUAUGCAGCGGUGAAAUUGAAGAGAAAUGAGUUGUUAAGAAUGAGAGGAAAACAAGACAAUUACAUUCAAAAUGAUGUCAUUCCAAAUGCUAAUCCACAUGAAGUAGUGAGUGAAGUUUGCAAGUUGAUGGAAAAUGUGCCACCACGAUUCUACAAUGAUCUUGUCAACCAUUUGCAUGAUGUGGAUUUGUGUGUAAAGAUUUGUUCCUCUCCAGUCAUUGACUCUAAACAGUAG